UCCAAAAUGGUACACUGGCACAGCGUCAACAUUCUUCCAUACAAACAUCUUCUUACAAAUAAAGUAAGGGACGUUCCUAACCCUUCAAAACGUGCAUGGCUACCAUUUUCUAAAAUUCAAGAAAGACAUUUGAGUUGUUUCAUUUUGGGAAAUGCCCUCUGAAACAUUGAGAAAAGUUCUCCAACUAACGGAAAUGUAUCCCGGUUUGUUCUGGAAAGGGUGGACUGUGACUUCAUUCUUCAUUGGCGGAAAAAAAAUACAGUUUAUAAAAUAAUGCUAACAACGAAACAAGUUCACUGUAAAUGUAUUGAUGAUUGCGAAAUGUUGUAUCCACAAAUCCAAAUUUUGCCUUUUUGAGAAGGAAAACUAGACAGUACACGAGUAUUACAUUUAACUACAAACUUUAAAACGGUUAUUAUAUUUUCUUCGUUUGAAUAUUUGACAACAAAUGUCGUCCGCGCUUUGCAGGUGUGUCAAGGGCAAGAAAACGGAAUGACCAAAAUGAUUCCGGUUCAUUGUGCCGCCUGUUGGGGGUAACCUUUCACGCGUACAAUUAUGUAUUUCUUUUUCAACUGUUACGUAUUGCUAUCACGAGUUUUUUUUUUUUUUUUUCUGGCGUUGGCAUAGAACAUUUUAAUCCGUUGGGAAAUAAGAAAGUCGCGUCUUCAUUUAAAUGUCCGCGCAUUGACGACGACGGGAACGUCGACCUCCCCAACAUGGCCGCCAACAGGGCCCUGCCUUCGCUUACAGCGUUCAUGUCUAUGAUUCGCACGUCGAACCCGACUUCCCCUUUUGGCUCCCUUUGAGCGCCAUCUGUUCUGUCCAAUGAGACGUCCGAGAAGACGAUUAGGUAAUCACAAUACAGUGGGCGCAGCCAAUCACGGGACGUUUUUUUUUUUUUUCUCUUGCCAACACGCGCGUACUCAUCCGCGUGCUCGCCUAACGUCAAGGGGACAGUCACGUGAAGGCGCUCGCCCGGAGCUGAUUGGGCGAGACGCGCAGAGGGCGUGCCCCCACGACGGCGUGCGUGCGCGCGCGCGUUUGACACUGAGACACAAUUACAACAACUUUGAGCCGAUGCUUGGCGAACUUUGCCAUAUUAGCAAAUUGCAGGCGAGCGUAAAAACAAACAAACAAACAAACAAAUCCACCGUUGCAACCACACACCAGUGCCUGGAGUCCCGGCGUUAAUAUGAGGCGGCUGGAAGCUAAUCGGAAGGGCUGCUUUCCUUGAGGAUUGGGAACGAAAAAGACGCGACGCGACGCGACGCCCCGCGCGAGAACGAGGUGCGCGUCCGCUCCCGCCGCCCGCCGCCCGUUGCAGUUCCAACUUGUCCAGCAUGAAAUCGUGCGGAGUGUCGCUCGUCGCCCUCGCCGCCGCCUCCUCUUCGGCUGCUGCGCGGAGUCUGAGCGCCGCCGCUAAUGACGACGAGAAAAUGGCGUCGACAAGAGCGAGCGAAACCGAAGAGGACUUUCCGACGCUCACGACGCAAGAGAGAGAGAGUCUGCUCGGAAUUGACAGCUCACAGUUUGGAUUUCACAGGCUUCAAGAAGAUGGCGCCAGAACGAAGGCCUUGCUGUUGAAGGCCGUCGGCUGCUAUAACGCCGUCGUCCUGAAAGCGGAAGGGAAAGUAGAUCCUGAGGUUUUCUGUCAGCUUGGCCAUUUCCACCUCCUGUUGGAGGAUUAUCCAAAAGCAUUAUCCGCGUACCAGAAGUACUUCGGUUUACAGGCGGACUAUUGGAAGAACGCUGCCUUUUUGUACGGCCUGGGCUUGGUCUACUUCCACUACAAUGCGUUUCACUGGGCAAUCAAGGCUUUUCAGGAGGUGCUCUACAUUGACCCCACUUUCUCCCGAGCUAAAGAGAUUCACCUGCGACUGGGACUUAUGUUUAAAGUCAACACCGACCACGAGUCCAGCUUAAAGCAUUUUCAGCUGGCGCUGAUCGACUCAACCCUCUGCACUUUGUCCAAAACUGAAAUUCAGUUCCACAUUGCUCAUCUGUAUGAGAUCCAGAAGAAGUACCGAGCAGCGAGAGAAGCUUAUGAGAAUCUGUUGCAGACGGAGCGUCUUCCUGCUCAGGUGAAGGCCAGCGCGCUGCAACAGCUCGGCUGGAUGCAUCACACUGUGGAGCACGUAGGAGAGAAAGCCACCAAGGACGCCUACGCCAUCCAAUGUCUGCAGAAGUCCAUAGAAGCGGACCCGAACUCUGGCCAGUCCUGGUACUUUCUUGGGAGGUGCUACUCCAGUAUCGGCAAGGUCCAGGAUGCGUUCAUCUCCUACCGCCAGUCCAUCGAUAAGUCCGAGGCCAGCGCCGACACCUGGUGCUCCAUAGGCGUGCUCUACCAGCAGCAGAACCAGCCUAUGGACGCGCUGCAGGCCUACAUCUGCGCCGUACAGCUGGACCACAACCACGCCGCCGCCUGGAUGGACCUGGGCACGCUCUACGAGAGCUGCGGGCAGCCGCACGACGCCAUCAAGUGCUACGUCAACGCCGCGCGCAGCAAAGCCUGCGUCAACGCCGCCGCGCUGGCUCAGCGCGUCAAGCUGCUGCAGGCUCAGUUGUGUAACCUACAGCCAGGUAGUCUGCAAAAUAAGAGUAAAAUGCUCCCUAGUAUUGAGGAGGCGUGGAGCCUGCCCAUCCCCGCCGAGCUCACGUCCAGGCAGGGGGCCUUGAACGCCGCGCAGGCACAGCAGGCUUGCAAGGGGGAGGGGGCCCAAAGCGACCUUCGUGCCAGUCCUGCCAAAAAGAAACGCGCUGCCAGCCCAGCCCAAAGCGUUUCGGACUCGUGCGCAGACGGCGCCAAUCAACAGCCGACCCCCGGCUGGUACCUUACACCGCAGAAGCUUCAGCUUCUGGACCAUUUACGAACCAACAGAGCCAUCCUCAAGCCCCUCCAGGUGCAGAUGCUGAGCCAGCUGGAGAACCAGUUUUCACUUAUGCAGCAGCAGGUGAGGCAUCAGGCGAUGGCGGGCGUCCAACCGCGCAUCAGUCCUCAGCCAGAGUCCCCCACCUGCCGCCAAGACCCCCCACGCUCUUCCCCCCUCAGUCACGCAGCCAUCAUCGCCCAAACCACGACCAACGGGUCUCGCUCAAGUCCGCCGUCGGGGCCUCUCGACGCCGGGUCACCGGGAGGGGGCGGCGCGAGCGACGCAAACGUGCCUUACGCGCAGCAGAAUUGUCUACCUCAGGACUGCGGAGCCGUCGGCGCCGGUCCCGCCCAUGCGAACGGGACGCUGACGAGUCCGCAUCGCGACGCCAACACUCAGGGUCCGGGUUCGCAUUUGGCAGGUCCCAAUGGAGAACCCCCUUUCUCGUCCUCCUCCCCCCAGACCUUGUUCUCUUCCUCAGCUAUUCUCAAUCAGGUGGGACAUUCUUCUGGGCCCUGCACCGUCUCGUCCUCGGCGUCCUCCUUAUCCCCCGCCUCCCCCAGGUCCACGCCCAACCGCUUGUCCUCGCCUAGCCACGUCGCCGCUACCUCGGGGCUCCGCACCAAAGACGACGCGCCUUCCGGGGGUGGCGGGGGGGCAGCCGCCGCAAAUCUCGGCACCGAUCGCGCGGGGCUCCGGGCCGAGGACGGGCCCGACUCUCCGCUCGCCGUUUCAGACAAUCCUCCGCUCUCCCCCUCGCUGAAGGGAAAAGCCGACCCCGCCGCCAGUGACGACAAUAAUAACUGUCGUGACCUCGGAGGGCCUUUCUCAGAGAAACUCAACAACGUGCACGCUGCUUCGGAGGACCCCUCGCCGUCGUCGCCAGUGUCCGCCGCCCGCUCUCCCCGGAGCCCCUCCUGCCUUAACGGUCGGGGGCCGCAAAAGACGGCGGCCCCGGGAGAGGCCCGGGCCCUCCGCGGGCGCUCGGCCUCCGCCGGCCUGGCCCCCUGGUCUUCGGUUUCCAUCUACCCCGGCUCCGGCGAGGUGCUGAAAGCCUGCAGGAACUUGGGCAAGAACGGCCUGUCGGCGAGCGGCGUCUUUCUGGACAAGUGCCCGCCGCCGCGACCCCCGAGCACGCCCACCCCUCCGCUGCCAAAGGACAAGCUCAACCCGCCCACGCCCAGCAUUUAUUUGGAAAACAAGAGGGACGCCUUCUACCCUCCCCUCCAUCAGUUCUGCACCAACCCUGCCAAUCCCGUCACCGUCAUCAGGGGCCUGGCGGGAGCCCUCAAACUGGACUUGGGCCUCUUCUCCACCAAGACUCUGGUGGAGGCCAACCCCGACCACCUGGUGGAAGUGCGGACCCAGUUGGCCCAGCCCGCCGACGAGAACUGGGACCCCAGCGGCAGCCGCAAGAUGUGGCGCUGCGAGAGCGGCCGCUCGCACACCACCAUCGUCAAGUACGCCCAGUAUCAGGCCUCGUCCUUCCAGGAGUCGCUUCGGGAGGAGAACGAGAAGAAGAAGGAGACGGAAGCGGAGGCGGCUCCGUCCGACAGGCGGAGGAAAUGUCCUUUCAAGCACAUCAAGUUCGGCACCAACAUUGACCUCUCCGACGAAAAGAAGUGGAAGCAGCAGCUCCAGGAGCUGAGCAAGCUCCCGGCCUUCGCCCGGGUGGUCUCGGCCGGCAACCUGCUGAGCCACGUGGGCCACGCCAUCCUGGGCAUGAACACGGUGCAGCUCUACAUGAAGGUUCCCGGGAGCAGGACGCCAGGUCACCAGGAGAACAACAACUUCUGCUCGGUGAACAUCAACAUCGGCCCCGGCGACUGCGAAUGGUUCGCCGUGCCUGAAGCGUACUGGGGUGUCAUCAACGGCUUCUGCGAAAAGAACAACGUCAACUUCCUGAUGGGCUCCUGGUGGCCGAACCUGGAAGACCUGUACGAGACCAACGUGCCCGUGUACCGCUUCAUCCAGCGGCCCGGGGACCUGGUGUGGCUCAACGCCGGCGCCGUCCACUGGGUGCAGGCCGUCGGCUGGUGCAACAACGUCGCGUGGAACGUGGGACCCCUCACAGCUCACCAGUACAAGCUGGCGGUCGAGCGCUACGAGUGGAACAAGCUGCAGAGCGUCAAGUCCAUCGUGCCCAUGAUCCAUUUGUCCUGGAACCUGGCCCGGAACAUCAAAGUCGCUGACCGCAAGCUCUUUGAGAUGAUCAAGUACUGCUUGCUGCGGACCCUCAAGCGCUGCCAGAUGCAGCGGGAGCUCCUGUUGGCCGCCGGGAAGGAGUUGGUGUGGCACGGGCGCGCCCACAACGAGCCCGCGCACUACUGCAGCAUCUGUGAGGUGGAGGUUUACGACCUGCUCUUCGUGACCACCGAGAGCAACAGCAGGAAGACGUACGUGGUGCACUGCCAGGACUGCGCCCGCAGGGGGAGCCCCGGCCUGGACGACUUUGUGGUGCUGGAGCAGUACAAGGUCGAAGAACUCAUGCAGGUCUACGACCGCUUCACUCUGGCGAGUCCCUCGCCUUCCUCUUGAUGAUGAAGAUGACGACGAUGAUGACGCGGCUCUUGCAGACCGACCCGACCCCCCCCC
Messenger RNA from Syngnathoides biaculeatus (alligator pipefish), 5465 nucleotides. RefSeq names its product lysine (K)-specific demethylase 6A (gene kdm6a). Gene Ontology annotation, molecular function: RNA polymerase II cis-regulatory region sequence-specific DNA binding; protein binding; chromatin DNA binding. Lineage: Eukaryota; Metazoa; Chordata; Actinopteri; Syngnathiformes; Syngnathidae. Gene Ontology annotation, cellular component: MLL3/4 complex. The coding region runs from base 1341 to 5408 and encodes 1355 amino acids. The transcript has 30 exons. Gene Ontology annotation, biological process: heart development; regulation of gene expression. The record is from RefSeq and is a predicted model, not a curated record.